UGUUUGUUUGUGUGUUUGUUUGUGUUUGUUUGGUUGGUUGUUUUUGUUUGGUUGUUUGUUUGUUUGUUUGUUUUCAGGUGGUGGACACAAGCAUGCACACCUCGCUGAUGCACAUCAAUCCGGCGAUGGAGGGCAGAGCCAGGGAGCUUCAGGUCUCCGAGGGCGCGUUGAAGGUCCUGGACUUUGCGUGCGUUUGGCUUCUCGGCAGGCCGAGUCGCCAGGCCGCGUUCUGGUGAUCACGGAGGACCUGCAGCUCAGGCACUUCGGGAGCUUCACGGAGAACAGCUUCCCAGGUGUGAUCAUGCUGGGUGAGCUGAACAAGCUUCUCUUGCAGGAUUCCAGCAGCCGCGUGCUCAGCGAGGUGGCGGCCCGCGGUGGCAACCAGCCUCAGGGCGCCAUGCUGAGCGCGGCAGUCCUUGUCAGGGUGGUCCAGAAUCGCCGGAAGGGUACCGCCCCAGACAGGCGUACCGACUUCCCCGAGCUGCGACAGGAAUUGCACGACGCUUUCUCCCUGAUCACCAAGGUCUUGCGACAUAGGGAUGCAGGCAGUACCGACCAGGCGCAGGCGGCCAGGAUGGAAACUGCAGUUCGGCGCUGGCGCGACCUUUUGGUGCGCGUCUAUUGAGGCAUGGCUCCGAACGUGGAUGCGGAUAUGUCGGAUGACACAUUCAGAAAAA
Molecule: messenger RNA, 677 nt
Organism: Effrenium voratum
Lineage: Eukaryota; Dinophyceae; Suessiales; Symbiodiniaceae
Source: the annotation of a GenBank genome assembly